Molecule: messenger RNA, 996 nt
Organism: Tachysurus vachellii
Lineage: Eukaryota; Metazoa; Chordata; Actinopteri; Siluriformes; Bagridae
Exons: 5
Coding region: 1-996 (331 amino acids)
Cellular component (GO): plasma membrane
Molecular function (GO): transmembrane signaling receptor activity
Source: RefSeq, a predicted model, not a curated record
AUGAUGAAGAUCCUCCUCAUCUUCACCCUCUCUCUAAUAUCAGGUCCAGUGGGCUGUGUUAUGACUGGCUACACAGGAGGAAGCAUCGUUAUAAUAUCUGAUCUAAAAUGGGGUUCAGGAUUUAGUACAUAUAUUUGUAAGAAAGGAAGCAUAUCAUGCACAGAUAUAAUACGUACUGACACCACAGAAAAUUCUGUUCAAGAGGGAAGAUUCAAGCUGUAUAAAAACAGUAAUAGAUUUUUGAGAGUGUUAAUCAGGAGGCUGAAGCCACAGGAUACUGGAGUGUACAGAAUAGGAGUAGAGGAUCAGACGCCCACUGAUUUGGAACUGACUGUUCUUAAUGAUUCUUGUUGUGAUCGACCAAAAACAGUGAAUGUUUUUCCUGGACAGAAUAUCAGCAUCAUCUCUAACUAUCCUGUGAUUUACAACCGAGACUUCAAGUAUAUCAUGAAACUUGAAAAUGGCAGUGUUUUUUAUGCCAUUCUAGAUACUCUUGAAAAAUCCCAGAACAACAGAUUCUCUAUUUUUGAUGACAGCAUUGCUAAAGUUCUCGGUAUGAACAUCAGUAAUGUGACAGAAGCCGAUGAUGGAGUUUAUUUAUAUGGAAUCUUCAACAGAAAGAACUCAAUCCAGUAUUAUUCCUUCUUCAGAGAGAUUCAUCUGCAUGUUAAAGGUUGUUGGGCUGCAGUGUCACUAAGUCUCUAUGCUAUAAACCCGAUCAUAUCACACUUUUAUGCUCCUUCUGUUCAUGAGAACAACCUGCCUAAUUUACCCACAUAUGAAAACUUGAAAAUAAAAAUAAGAUCGAAUGAGCAGAAUCUGGGUUCAUCUACAAACCAGUCUGAUUCAACGUACCAAACACUGGACCCACUGACCAACCAAUCAGAUUCAAGCUACAUGUCUCUGAGUAACACCGCCGACCAAUCACAUUCACAUUACCAAUGUCUGAAUGCUAGAACUCAAAUGAACUCAGUUUACCAGACCCUUCAUUCUUAA